CGUGGGGCGGGAGGCGGCCAUGUCGCUAUUGUCUGCGCUGGUGCCCUUGCUCCGGGUGUACUGCAUCGGCCUUCGCGUCAUCCUGCACCAGCUGCGCCGCCGCUUCCAGCCGCGGUGCGCCCCGGCCUCAGGUACUCAUUAAUGAGUGAAGGAUCAAAAGGUGGGACGGUGGCCAAGAAGCAAUGGAGAAUAAAAGUUUAGAAGGUUCCCCAUCAGACCUAAAGUUAGUGGCUCACCCGAGAGCAAAGAGUAAAGUGUGGAAGUACUUUGGGUUUGAUACCAAUGCAGAAGGAUGCAUAUUACAGUGGAAGAAGAUCUACUGCCGUAUUUGCAUGGCACAGAUUGCCUAUUCGGGAAAUACAUCCAACCUUUCCUACCACCUUGAGAAAAACCACCCUGAUGAAUUCUGUGAGUUUGUGAAAAGUAACACUGAGCAAAUGAGGGAAGCCUUUGCCACAGCAUUUUCAAAAAUCAAGCCGGAGUCAUCGCAGCAGGUUGUUCAAGAUAGCCUCAUCAUGAAGACCUACCAGAACUACGAAAACAAAAAACAUCAGGAACUGACAUCUGCAGUCAUCAGCUUAAUUUGCGAGGGCAUGUAUCCAGCCUCCAUUGUUGAUGAACCUACCUUCAAGGCCCUCUUGAGAACAGCGGACCCCAGGUAUGAACUUCCAAGCCGGAAGUACUUCUGUACAAAAGCGAUUCCUGAAAAGUACAGUGCUAUUAGAGAAAUUGUGCUGAAAGAGCUCACUGAGGUUCUGUGGUGUGGCAUAUCCACAGAUAUGUGGAGGAGUGAAAACCAGAACAGGUCAUAUGUAACUGUGGCAGUUCACUUUCUCAGCAGCGGUCCUGCCAACUGCCUGGCUGUGAACUCACGGUGUUUGAAAACAUUCGAAGUACCAGAGGAUAACACUGCAGAGACCAUUACACGAGUUCUUUACGAAACAUUCAUUGAGUGGGGGAUCAAUACAAAAGUCUUUGGUGCUACAACAGAUUACAGUAAAGACAUUGUAAAGGCUUGCUCUCUCUUAGAUAUUCCCGUACAGAUGCCUUGUUUGGGCCACUCUUUUAACGCAGGAAUACAACAAGCUUUUCAGCUCCCCAAACUGUGCAACCUUCUCGCCAGGUGCCGAAAGCUGGUGGAGUAUUUUCAGCAGUCUACGGUCGCAAUGUACAUGCUGAGUGAAAAGCAGAAGCAACAGAAUAUUCUCCACUGCAUGCUGGUAAGUGACCGUGUUUCCUGGUGGGGAAGCACACUUGCUAUGCUGCAGCGCCUCAAGGAGCAGCAGUUUGUCAUUGCAGCUGUUCUCGUGGAGGACAGCAACAACCACCACCUCAUGCUGGAAUCCAGUGAGUGGAAUACAAUCGAAGGGCUGGUGGAGCUGCUCCAGCCUUUCAAGCAGGUUGCAGAGAUGAUGUCUGCUUCAAAGUACCCGACGAUAAGUAUGGUGAAGCCACUUCUCCACAUGCUUCUGAAUACCACUCUGAACAUCAAAGAGAACGAUUUGAAAGAAAUCAGCAUGGCAAAGGAGGUGAUUGCUAAAGAGUUGUCAACCACCUACCAGCACACACCUGAGAUAGACAUGUUUCUCAAUGUUGCAACUUUCUUGGAUCCCCGCUACAAAAAACUGCCUUUUCUUUCAGCCUUUGAGAGGCAGCAGGUGGAAAACAGAGUGGUGGAAGAAGCAAAAAGCCUACUGGAGAAAGUAAAAGAAAAUAGUUUUAGAACUGAGGAGAAAUUCUUCACUGUUUCAGAAGAGCCCCCUAUGAAAAAAAUCAUCAUCUCCUCUACUCCUCCUCCUACCAGUGUCAUCAACAACAUGCUCGCAGAGAUCUUUUGCCAGACAGGAGGCGUGGAAGACCAGGAGGAAUGGCAUGCUCAAAUCCUUGAGGAGUUGAGCAACUUCAAGUCACAAAAGGUCCUCGGUUUGAAUGAAGACCCGUUGAAGUGGUGGUCUGACAGACUAGCACUGUUUCCAGUUUUACCAAAGGUUCUUCAAAAAUACUGGUGUAUUCUGGCCACAAGGGUCUUCCCUGAACGCCUUUUUGGUUCUUCUGCUAAUGUUGUGAGUGCAAAGAGAAACCGGUUAGCCCCGGCUCAUGUGGAUGAGCAGAUCUUUUUGUAUGAAAACAGUCGCAAUGGGUCUGAGGCAGAACCGGAGGACGAAGAUGAAGGAGAGUGGGGUUUGGAACAGGAACAGAUCUUUAAUUUAAAUGACUCGGUAAACAUAAACAAUAGUUUCUUUAAUAUUCGAGACAGUGGGUUUGUUUAACAGGACUGCUGCGGUACAUUUAAUGACAAACAAAAGAGGUAUUUGUCUUAAGUUACCAAAAAUUCUUCUGUUUUAUGCUAUGAAUGCUGUAAAUAUUGAACAGUUGUAACAAACUUGAUUUAGCUUCCACUGUCUGUGUUUUUCCCACUAUCUUAAAACAUGAAUGACUUGUGAUCAAACAGCACUGAAAUGAACGAGGAAAUAAAUUCUACAAAGACUGUGGUUUCUGACUGUGGCCCAGAUUUCAGAAAGCACUUAUCCAUGUGCUUCCUUUCCACUUGUUUCAGUGGAAAGCACAUGCUUAUGUGCUUUCUAUCAUAAAAUUAUUUUCCUGAAUUAGGACCUUGAGGAAGUUUUUUUUAAAUUUAUGCCUCCAUUUGCAAAUCCUGUGUGACUCAGGAUGCUAGCUUUAAAUUUUGGAUUUUAAAAUAUUUUUAAAAUCCAUACAUCUGAGCAGUGAAUAUUUUUAGAAUAUAUUGUUGCUAUGGAAUGAAAAAAGAUCUUGAGCCUGAUUUUCACUACCUCAUGUCUUUGGUCUGGUCUAUGCUAGUAAAGUUCAGUUGGUAUAAUUAUGUUGGUUAGGGAACUGAUGUGUUAUUAUUUUAACUGAUACUGUGCUGGCAUAGGCUGUAGUGUGGAUGCAUUUAUACCAGGAUAAUUUAUUUUCCUUUCCACUGCAGUGUAAAUGGUAUAAACACUUAAACUCAUUUUGCUGUGUCCACGUUCGUCCAGUUUUACCAUUUGACUGCAGCUAAAUGGCAACAUUGUUUUGUUGUUUUGUUUUGCUUUGUGUCUGAGCAAGACCUGAUUGUAGUCUCUUGUGCUUUUGCAAAGUGGGAACCAAGUGUGGGGUCGAGGCAGUGUUGUGUUACCUUUGCCUUGUGCUGAUGCCAUGGCUGAUACCACAUGGUGUGUAGCAGGCAAGGCAUCAGCCCUUUGGUGAGGGACAGAGGGCAGGGAGACGUCUACAGGCCAUGGGUCUAACAGUUUGUCUGUGUUAGAAAAUCCUUAGCCUCUUCAUUUAAUGGGGACUUUGCCCAGGGGAGCUAGAAAAUUUUGUUGACAAGAAAAGCAAAAUAAAAAGCUUUACUAUUAUGUAAAUAUAUUUAAAAGAAGGGGACCCCUCCAUUUCCUCACAUGUACUUAGUGAAUCUUUAAUAUUGUUUUUUUAUUAUGUUAGCACUUAAAAACUUUUUUCACCUGUCUCUUUAAUUCAGUUUGUAGAGUGGACUUCAGUCCUUUCCAGUCUAAUCUUUGAGUACUGUUUUUGAUUAGUUGUGUAUUGUAACUACUCCCUUUGUGUCUCCAAGCAUAAGUGUUUUAAGCCCUUUUGAGAACUUGACAAACAAGAAAAAAGAAAGGAAAGCAACCUGAGGACCACCCCCCACCCCCAUCUCUUAUGAAAUACUGCAGGUCAUAAACAGGAUCAGAGUUCAUUCUAGACAAAAAGUGGGAUGAACCAGCUUUUUUUUCCUGAGAUGCAGUGGAGGACUCUUAGCAUUUUCCACUUACAGUCAAAGUUUGUCUGGGGUUUUAUUUCUGCUAUUUGUGUCUCACCCCCACUUCCCACCUUGGUGUUAGUCUACAACUAUGUUGAGCAGUAUCUGUCUUGUUACUGUUCUGGAGGAAAAAAGUUGGUGUUUUUUAAUCAUGAUGGCACCUGUGGACAUUGGGUUGUAAAAAGAGCACAGACAGCAGGAACAUGCGAAAAUGGGAAUGGUGAUGGAAUUGAAUCUAUUGCCAAAUGGUUUGUUUAUGGUUUGGUUUAAUAGUUUUUGGAAGUUUGAGGCCUCUGUGUUCUUUGUAUGUGGUGGGAAGGGAUGGGUGAGUGAGGAAAAAGGACAGAGAUGAGGCUGAAGGAACAGUGAAGUAAGUAAUUGCAACUACAUAAGCAAAAAUGUUAAGCCUGGGAAAAAUGCAGUUAGCAAGUGGUGUGGCCUGUGUUUGGCUGCUAGUAAGCCUGGGGUUUCACUUUCCAGCCCCCUGAAAACUGAUUUGCACUUGUACAAAGUACAUGCACUGUGCAUCCUGUUGAAUGUUGCUACUCUCCAUGUCCACUGAAGAGGUGUAUAUGUUUGCCCAAGGUGCAAAACACAGGCUUGGCCUAAAAUUCCACAAUUAUGUAGGCUAUCUGGGAGGGCAACAAAAUAAAAUUAUGGAAGGAAGUGAGAUAUCUGAGCUCCUGUGACACCCCAGCAGUCUGCCAGGAAGAGCUCUUGGUUUUUGUGGUCAUCACUUGCAGCAGCUGUUAGCACCACUGCAAGCCCUCCCUCCAGGACCUGCACAAAUGCUGGUGUGAAUUGUGUGGAUCUUGUCUUACAUGAGCAUAAUUUAAAGCUGUGCCCUCACAGUCAAGGCAAAGCCCAGAGUACCUUUGGUCUGCACAUUGCCUUCCCCUGGCAGCAUUUUAUCCAUCUUCAUCCUCCUAGGGCUGAACAUAAACAGUGGCGCUUACCAGAAGUUUUACUGAGAUCAGUGCAAUGCACUACUCUCUUCCUUCCAGCUUCUUUUUAUUUUUUGGUAUCCAAAAUAAAAUUGUAGUUGGUUCAAUUGAUGUGUCUCAGCAUUCUUUGAAAAAAAGGAAAAGAAAAAGAAAAAAAAAGAGCAAAAACCAUUGUUAGUCUUACCCAUUGUCUGUGAGAUUUUUUAUUUAAUGUUCUAAGCCUGGAAUAUUGUCAAAUAAACCAGAAAAAUAAGUUAGUUACUAGAUAAUUUGUCUGAUGUGUGGUCAUAUCUGCAGCACUUUAUGACUUUGAACUCUUCCGCAAUAGGGGGAGGUUGUAUUCUAAGGACUUAAAGCUAUGCAUUUAUUUUCCUUUUGAUCCUGUAAGUUAUUUUUUAAAAAUGCUGUACAAAUCUUUUGGAUUAAAAAAAAUGAGGAUGAAAAAUAUUGGAAGUUUAGAUGGUUUUUCUCACUUAAAUACGUGUGGUGUUUUUCAUUUAUUGUUAUGAUGUUCCGUUGUUCUGUUGGGAGGAGAAGGAAAAUUGCAGAGUUUUUUUUUAAAUAUUGCUACACCUUGAGUUAAUCCUCAUGUUGCUGCCAAGAGUGGGCCCAGAACAGUUUCCUAAUAAUGCUAUUAAGUCAACUUAAUGUUUUUGCUUCUUGACAGUUUCUUUGAAUCCACAGCGUAAUGUUUCCUUUUCUCUUCAGUACAGCAGAGACAUCUUUUUAGAGGGGCAAUAGAGGAACAAACUUCAGCUUUUGAGUACUUUUCAUGCUGAAAAAGUAAAUUUUUGAGCAGGUUCUCAAAGAAUGUACUCUGUGUCAAAAGAAUUGCCCUUGUCACCAACUAGGUAUUAAUUCAGGAUUAAAACUCAGUGGACUAGGUGAGGGUUUUUGGGGUAACAGUAUAACUGAAGGGAUUUUUGGGUUUCUGACCAACUCUUGCAUGAAUUUCACCUCCCUCUACCAUCAGGGAACAUGUGAAGACAAAGAGAAAAGCCUGAACCAUACUGAAGUUGAAAAGGUGAAUUUUUCCAGCAAACAUUGUCUGAAGUGCUUUGGUUUAAAGGAGGGCAAUAAAGUUCUGUAUUAUUUAUGGAAAGGGUGUAUGGUUUUAAGUUUCUAUUGCAGCAGUCUGUUAGAUUAAUUUCAAGCAUUUUCUUUAACCAAUGUCAUGGUGUCCAAUUAGCUUUACAGGAGCAUUUGUAAGCAGGCAGAAAUAUUAAAAGCAAAAGAAACACAAAUUGGUUAUUUGUAAUAUUUUAUAGGACUUCUGAAAACUUAAAAGGAAUGUGUAGUUGUUGAUUUUUGUCCAGGUUAAAAAAAGGAGGUUGCCUGAGGACAUUAUUUCAGAAGGAGGGGAAAUGCAUGUAUAUGAACACAAAAGUAGUGUAUUUUACAUACUCCGUGACAACUGAGAAAGGAAGCUUUCUGCUGGAAAAAUUACAUUUUAGUGUCUGCACACCAUCCUCCUUUUCACAGUCUCCAUUUCUGAGUGUCCUUCUGAAGAUCUGAUGAUCCUGGUUCCGGUGGUGUUACCUAGUCUAGACUGCCUUUUUAGCUCUGCUGAAAGGACCCUCGUGAUCUCUUAAGUUUUGUGGUGUUUUGUUUCCCUUUGGACCAGACUGUGGUCUGUCUUGCCUUAUCUCCUCCAAAUUAAUAUUCUGCUAAAUUCAAAACAUUUUUAGGGAACAUGGGGAAAUUGCGGAAAUUGGCUUUGCUUUUUUAGUAACAUUUGAUGCUGUAGAGGGAAUUUGAAGAUACAGCUUCAUUUUAUGUCUGCCUUAAGAGCACAUUGGUAAAGCAUGCCUUAAUGAUAUUAUUUAAACUGUAAUUUCAAAACAUCUCUGCAGUUUUAGUUGAUAAUGCUGUUGUUUUUAAAUACAAAAGAAUUUCCUUUAGAUUAAACAGCAAAAAUCAAUUAAAUAUAUUUUUGCUGUUGCUGCAGUGCCCUUUCAGUGCCCCUGCAGUUGGGUUAAAAUGCCACAAGGGAAUUCAGUUUAGCAUUAAUAAAAAAUGGAAAAAAAAUGAAAAACUAACCACUGUCUUUGAGCUUACCAUGUGUUUAAAAAACACAAUUGGAUUUAAAUGCUUUAAAAAAAUCAAAGGCUGUUGCAGCAACUAUUUUCAAAUAAGAGUGUCUCAGAACUUGGAAUUGUUAAAAUACUAAUAUUUUUGAGCAUUUCUGCUGACAUUUCCACACUGAGUGGUAUUGAUUUCUCUUGCUUCCAGAAGACCACAGAAGUGGUGCUGCCAUCUGCAGUGCUAUCAAAUAAUGAUCAGAUGUAACUUUUUUUUCCAGAGGUUUUGAAACAACUAUUACCUGCUGCACACGUGUGCUGGUUUCCUUGCAUCACAAUUACUUAUUUCCAGUGACUAGAGUUUGCCAAAUGCUCUGUCCUGUCUUCUCUCCCUGGUCACACCUGGGCAGAAUGCUCGGUGGAAGCAUAGGGAGGCAAACUCCAGCUUCUCUCACAGAGAAACUUCUUUGAGAGCAGAUAAAAUUCAGUUUAAAAAGAGUUUAAACUAGGUUCAUAUUCCAGUCCAUGGGGUCUACAGCACAUGUGCCAUGGUGUGAAAAGGCAAAGCUGGUGCUUCCUCUCCCCACAGUAUUGUACACUGGGACACAUGGCUCAAUGGGACCCAAAUUGCCUGGGUAAGGGAUGAAUAUGCUGGGGAAUUGAGCUCAGCACAGCUAUGGAACUACACUCAGAGCCAAAAGCAUAAUAAGCAUGUCAGGGUAGAAAUAGUUUCUGUGCUGCUUCCCUUAGAUAGGGGUUUAAGGUAAAUACCAUAAUAAGAUACUGGUUUGUGCUCUAGGCUGAAGCUCUGCCUGGGAAUUUUUGUGAUUAUUCAAAUAGUCAUGUAUUUAAUACUGACAUAGAAAAGAGUGUUCUGUGACAUUUAAAUAAAUAUUUUGCAUAGACAGUGAAGCUUCCGUUUCUACUUGAUAGAUAUUUUGGGGUAACAUUUACAGUGGUUUUCCUGGAAUAAAUGCCAUGGUCAGAAGUACACCAAGAUUCAGCUAUCAGAACCAGUAGGGCAGUCCUGUUUGUAAGUAAAAGAGACAGGAGAGGAUACUUCAUUUGAAAUAAGUGAGAAAAGUUGUCUUUUUUAACACUCUUGGGAAGGAGAUAAUUAAAAUGCACCUGUAAAUGUUUGUGAUAGCCUCAAAAUUUAGAUAUAUCUGUAGAGAAGUAAUCCCUUUGUUUUGCUUAGUUCACUGAAAAUAUGGCUGCAUGUGUGCAUGAUGUCGUGUUCAAUAGUGCUUCCCCAAUCAUUGCAGAAUAAGGUUAUUUUUAAAAAGGCAGUUUCUUUGAUUACAUACAGUAUUCUGUCUGUUCAUUGUCCCCGAAUAUUUGCAGUUAGGAAUGAAAGAUUCAUUUUUUAUUUCUCCAGUGGAUACUGCUUUGCUUUUAAAUUUGAGACAUUUUACACAUCACUGUUGUCUUUACAGACACUGCAAUUGAAAGGGUUUCAUUUUCCCUUUCUUUCUUUUUGGUUUUUUGGUUUUUUUUUUUUUUUUUUUUUUUUGCUUUUUUCCUCAUGAGUCAUUAGUUAGGUUUAUAGUGAUAGGAAUUUGCAGUCAUAACAAGGAAGAUGUCAAGUCAGCAUCAGGAGAGCUCAUGCCAGAAACAUCCCAUCCCAUAUUGUGAAUGUAGUGCUCCAAGGGAAACCAUCUUCUCAAAUAGGACCUUCUGAUGUGUGUGUGAGAAAAAUGAAGUGCUUUUGCAAGCAAUGCACAGUUCUGUCAUGGGUGUUAGUGCAGUUUGGUGUGAGUUUGUGCUCUGGGAUGCACUCAGUGGUUUGGCACCAAAUAAAAGUUUCUUGAGCACACAGCAGAACUUACAUGAACAGAAGGAAUUUAAUAACAAAUGUGGAAAAUGCUUUACUUAUGGGAACAGAUAGGAAGUGUGUCCAUCUAGGGAAAACACUGAAAUUUUAACAGAAUUCUCCCAAUUCCUGUCCAAAAAUCCUGAUAGCAUUUAAAAAUGCUAAAUGACUAACCUUCCUGUAGUCUGACAUUUAAGAAUGCUGUAAAACAACUGUUCUACACACUUCUUGGUGUUCACAUGCUGCUGGCAAUGAGCUCUGUUAACUUAGAAAAACUUCUGCACUCCCAAAUGGCCAGGGAGUAGUUCUCAUUAAUGAGGUAUUGGAGAAGAGAGGAGAUUGAAGCCCUUAUUGUGACCUGGCCUCCAGCCUGUGGGAAUGUGGGCUGAAGGGACUGUUUAUGGAUGAUAUUUGGACACAUUGAUCUGCAUAGAUAAACAUUCACAUGCAGUCCAAGAAAUUGCCACAUCAUAAAUUUGUCUGGUCCCAGGGGAGCAAGCACUGUGGUGAGAAAGCCAGUCUUGUGGAUGGGUGGAGCAUGUAUCCUUUUGCUCCUUCAUUCUAAGCCCCACUUUAUUUCCUGUGCAGGCAGCAAGUACAUUGGUGCUGCUCUUUGCUGUGUUUGCUGUGUGCUACUUGUAUUCCAAGUGUAAGAAUAGGAGAAUAUGACCUGCAUGUUUUCGAGCCUUGGUGAAUGUAGGCAGAAGUUCACCUGCACUUCAGUUCGUGAUUUGCUGCCUGGUUUGAGUGAGCAGUGAGCAGUGGGUUGAGGAUAAUACGGCAUUUACCCCAUGGUCUUGAGAAUACAAGGCUGGUGUUGCUGCUCAAAGAUUCCUGUGUACCUGCUCAGAGAAGUGAAGUGAGAAAAGCACAGCCUUGUGUGUGUUGUAUCUGAAGAUAUGACUUAACGCCCAAGUGGGCUUAAAGUGCUCACAUGAACAAGUUCUGCUGUAGUCUUGCAAACAAACCACCUUGUGCAUGCUCUGCCCACACCACCCCACCUGCCCUUCAUCAAUGUUCACAAAGAUCUCACAGUUCUUUUUAGAGAGAUAAAUUCAGUGAUAAUACAUGAAACUAUUUGUCAGUCGUUAAGACCAUUGCAAUAUGCUUUUUGUGCCUUUUUUGGCAAUGCAUGCUAGAGCUGAUGGAAGAUAACAUUCUUCUUUUAUCCCAGAGACAGCUUUUCCCUGCAGUGAGGGGAUCAGCUCAGUCCGCAAAGUUGAUCUGUUGGCUGUACUUCUGCUUUUUCUCUAGGCUGUUUAGGAAAGUUGCUGUGCUCUGCAGAGGGAAAAUCAAAUUCCUCCAGAGUGUUUUCCCUGUGUUUUUGUGUUGCUGGGGCCGCUUUCUGGUCUGCACAUGCCUAAAGGAAGGGGAUGGGCCAUGACUUUUGCCAUGAUUCUGCUUCUCUGAGCUGAUUGGCCACCCCUAGAAGAAGAUUGUGCAGAAGGUGACACUGCUGGGUGAUAAGUUUGCAAACACCAGGACUACAAAAGGAUUUGUUCAUUUUAUAUUUAUAUUUAGGCUAAGAUUAAAAUGAUACAAAAUGCAGCAUUAAAAGAAGUCUGCCGAGUCUACGAACUGACUCCUUGACUUAGGUGUCUAAAUACAGACUUAGGGACCUUAUCUCCAAAAGCAAUCAUUUUUGCAUGCUCUGCCUUCCGACUCUCUAAAAAUGCUGGCAGCACAAGUGUGUCUCUUUUAAUACCUUUCAAAUAAUGAUAUUUUGGGGUGGACUGUAUAUGAAAUGCAAACCACAAUUUUUUAUUUUACAUGUAUCCAUUUUGUCUUCCAUUGUGCUUCAAAGGUUAGUAUUUAUAGAAUUAUUGUGUCUAAAAAAGCUAUUGGAACACUUCAGGUCCCAAAUGUAGGUAAACUUCAGAAGUAAGAUAAAUAGUGUCCUCCAUAAUUCAUAAACUGGAAGGCUUAAGUAGUCUAUUGUUGGAAGAGGCAAUUGUAACUACAUUUUGCCCAAAUAUGGGAAAAGGUGAAGUGUAAAUAUUUACAUUUUUAAGUAAAAUUCUGAGUAAAAGGCUUAAAUGUAAGCACCUCAUUUUGUGCCCUUACCUGCAUCAUAGCAAUACAGAACCAUACCCAUGGUUAUAUUCAAGUUAUAUAAUAUGGUUAUAUCCAAAGGUACAAGUGAAAGCACAACCCUCUUUUACUUAGUCAUUAUUCUGCUUGUGAGGUGUUUCAGUUUCAAUGAUUUAGUCACAACAAGCAUAAAAUCAACACUUUCAGCAGAUGUGAAUGAGCAUUUCUAUGGCGUGGAUCUUCCUUUCUUGGUAAACAGGAGCUACGCUCCUUUGUUAACAUAGAGCAAAGGAAAGGAGGCAAAUAAGGGCGCACUAUUAUAGGUAGAAGGUUGGGUGUUUGCUUUUUGCUCAUGCAGCUGAAGCAGUGAUGGGUUUCAGAGUCAAGUGAUGGAUUCCAUCUGUGCAUUUGAAUCUAACGAUGGGCAGAUGCUAUCUUUGCAAAGGAUAUAUGGUCUUUGUCUUCAAGUCAGCAUUCUGCCAAGCAAUGUCUGGUUGUGCAAAUUCGAGCUUCUGCAGUCUCUUAAUGUCUGCAGUUUUGGGGCUAUUUGGCCUAAGAUCUUCUUGUUUAGGUUAUAGAGCAAACUCUGUUAGCUGUAUCAUCUCUGGUGCUAAUGAUGAGCUGCUGCAACUCAAGAAAACGGGCUAGAAAAUGUAAUUGUUCCUUUACAUCAUAAAAAGACUGGUUUAACCAAAUUCCACUCAGCCACGCUUCAGCUGAAGGCACUGGAGGUUGUAGAAACUCAGCUGAGGAAUGCAAGAGCUUUACCAGCAGGGCAGUUGGGUGGAUUAAGGUCUUGAGUCAUGCAGGACCUUGUGUGGACUCCACCUGUGAGUCUGCCUGUGUAGGACAAGUUGCACAACCUUGUGCAACAACCUUGUCUUGUUUGGUUUAGAUGUGAGUGCUGAAGCAGCCUGUGAACACUUUGCAUGGCUGAAAGGCAGGUGGAAGUAGUGGACUCCAUGAUCUUAUUUUUAGAGAUAUUUUUGUAGUAGCUAAGUAAUAAGUUAGUUUUCUUAGACCAUGUAGGUACUGUCCCACCACAGAUGCUUUACUUGGAGCUCCUUUGCACAGUGCUGGAGUAGUGCUGAAGUUCCAUGGGCACCGAUGUGUGAUUAUUGAUACAACUCUGUUGUGGUAAAACUUUUAAUGCAUUGAACAAAUGCAUUUUUAGGAAAUACUUCGAUACCCAUGUCACUAAGAUUAUGUAUGCCUUGCCUUACAGACAGGGCAAUGAUCAAGAUUUGUGCAGUUAAGAGUAAAAAAUGUUAUAUAUAUAUAUCCACACACAUAUACAGUCCUGUCUUGGUAUUUGCAGAAACUGUUGCCUGCCAGUUUCAAGCUUUCUAUCCUCAAAGUUUCUAAAUUACAGAUGUCAUUACAGACAGUGAUUCUGGGUUUGUGGCUUUGUCAUACUGUAUGAAUUACUGCAUUAAAGUGUCAGAUUAGUGGAGUAAAACAAGAUUCAAAUGGGCAUAUUGCCAGCAAGGAAAGAAAAUAUUUGAGAUCUGCAGUUCCCAAAGCGGAUAACCAAAAAACCAAAGAAGUUUUGUUUCACAUCAGGAUUGCUUUUAAGAAAAAAGAAAGUGCCAUAGUUUUGUAAUAAAAUAAUGUCAUUUGUUUUCAUUUAAUCGUAUUUGUGCUCUGCUAGGAGAGUUUUGAUACUUCACAGAACAUUAAUUGGGCAGGAAAAUUACAUCCUACCAAAAAUAUCUUCUGAGUUAUGUAAAGCUGAGUUAGAGUGCUUGGCUCUAAUACCAUUCUGCUUUUUGUUGUGUGCCUGUUUUCUCUCAGAGUGUACUUUCUGGGUCAUGGACGUUUUGCUGUCUGAGGGAAUGCCUAACCUUGAUUGCUAACAUUGCUCAAUAUUUUAAAUUAUCCUGGAGAGGUAAAGAAAAAAAAAGGAAAGUUGGACCAAAACAAUGCACUGAACUUGUUUCUGAAGGAGGAAUUUGAGGGGACAGUUUAAACCUUUAUUUUUCUUCUUGUUGACACACUGAUAACACUGGUAGCAUGGUUGAUAUAACUAAACACCUGGCAAGCUCCACACCGAGUUACCCUCUGGCGUGAGCUUCACUGGCAUGAGGAAACGAAGUCACACCAGAUCAAAGCAAAGCCCUGCCACCUCCUGACCUCGCAUCUCAUGAUGGUGUUUCUCUUCUGUACAACCUAGAGAAACUGAAGUUAAUGAACCUUAUGACUGUUCAAUGAAUUUGGGAUUAAGCUUUUAAUCUGCUAUGCUGUGGGCAAGGGUUUGAUUGCCAGCUCUGGCUGUCCAGGUGCGAUGUGCUGCAGCAGGAGGCAGGUGUUGCUCCAUGUUAGCCAUUUGUUAGCCAAAACUGCUGAUUAGGACUCCAAGGCCAUGUUCUUACAAAGCCAACCCACAAGGUGUACUCUGUUUUAGAAAGGUACUUUUAAAACAGAAACAUAUAGUUCUGUAUAAUAGUAUUUUUAACAAGCAUGUCAACCAGUCCCGACUAAGGAAAUUAGAGGACUUGGAGUCAGACCUCAUUCUUUAAAAAAAGUUCAGUGUUACCACUGCAAUUGGCUUAUGAAAUCUGCAACAGUCUAAGAAUUACACAGAAUGAAAGGACUUUGUAAACAAAACAUCACUGGCACUAUACUUUCUGCAGACCAGGACUGAUUCAAUGAUGAAGCUUGUAAUUUUUUUACGGUAUAUAUCCCAGUGAACAGAAUGCCUGCAGAGCAAUAACUGUUAUCUUUCUGGCAAUUGGAUAUAACCUAGAACUAACUAGAUAACGAACUGGAAAUGGGGCAUUUGUGCUAUGAAACCCUUCUUAUAGCUGAGGUAAAAGGACUUGGACAUAUUUUUCAAAAAUAACAUCUUGUUAAUGAAUAAAGUCAUCUAGGUGAAUACAGAUAUCACCUAGUCUGCUGGCUGGGGUGUUCUCAUGUUAAUUAAUACCACUACCUAUGUAUGCCAGUCUUACUUGUGCAUUCCUAGCUGGAAUUGCUGCAUUUCACAGUGUAUAAUUUUAACAUUAAAUAGUCUGCUGAAAAUUAAUAGGAAAAAGGUCAAGAAAUGCAAAAUCCAUGUUCUCUUGAUGAUGCUGUACUUCCUAAUUAUAUGAUACAGAUAUUUGAAGAGCAACUUAUCUGAGUCAGAAGCAAGUAUCAAGAUCUGCAAAUGCUGCCAUUAGUAGUGCUUAGUAGGUGCUAGCACAGGGUGGCUUGGAGGGGGAGAUGCUGAGUCCUCUUCUUCCUGCCCAGUCUCUGACAUGUUUAACUACAAAAAGGGCUGAGUAAAUAAAGGGCUGCCAAAGUGCCUGUGCUCUAGGGAGUGUAGGUGACGUCAUCCUGGUGAGUUGUUCUGGAUGUCCCUCUUUUUCUGACAGUGCUCCCAUGUGCCUCACGUUUGACUGCAACUACUGGUUUUUAACUUGAACGCUUCUCUCCUCCAGGAUAAACCUGCAUGGAAUUGGCUGUGGUGGUGUACUCCUUGCUGGGCAAAGCACUCCUCUGUAAAAUUACCACAGAGAUUAGUAGGGCAGCACUUGCAGAACAGCUUAUUCAGUAAGAUAAUGUUUUCUAUUUCCCCAAGCUAAACAGGGAAUGCUCCUAACUGCCUGAAGCAGAGUUUGGGCUUUGCUGAGACAGGAGCACUGGUCACAGACUGCAUGAGGACACAGACAUGUUGGCCCGAUGUCUUAGCAUACCUUGGGAGAGUGGUAGUACUUGGCUGAAAUGAAGGUGGUGUGACCCUCAGCAUUGCUGGACUUUCUGUGUGGAUAGUUGCAAAGCUUCAAGUGCAAUAACAAAAGAAAUGCUGAUGUAAGGGCUACAGAAGCUGCUGGUGCAGCAGAAGGGGCUCUGCUGCUUGGCAGGGGCUCACUUUUCUCUUCUUGCAAGAAACUGUUCUCCUUUUACUUUCUAUAUCACCAGGAUUUUUUUUCUGGGAGAGGUGCUAACUGGUGUCAAGGCCCUACAAGAGAACUGAGUGUGAGUGGGCUGGCUGUUUACACCGUGUGUUACAGGGGAGAUGGAGAUGUACGGCCGGAGUCUGGAAUAGAAAUUGCAUUUUAGGGUCAUAUCCUUCAAAUCACCUAGAAGUCAGUGCACAGUGUAACGCAUGUGUUUCAAAUGCCUUGCAUAUUUAUGGAAAAAGGCACAAAAGUAUUGGAAACAGCAGAGAUCUGCCAAACAAGCCAGUGCAAGCUCUUGGUCUUUUAUUCAGCAAGUUCUUUUUUUUUUUUCCGCCCCUUGAUAUGUUUACAUUGCUAAGUUCCUUUAUGCUUCUUAAAAAGAAAGCUUCAUUCAAAUUAUUUUAAUUAUUUAGCAUCCAGCAGAAGUUAAACACAGCUAUAACUUUUUUGCUGUUGAGUGUGAGGUGGAACAAAAGUGCUGUCUAUUGGCUUAAAAUCAUAGGGUCAUUUAGGUUGGAAGAGACCGACAAGAUCAUCAGGUCCAAACAUAAACCCAGCACCACCACGUUUACCAGCAAACCAUGUCUCUAAGUGCCACAUCUCCAUGUUUUUUGAACAAUUGUCUGGACAUCCUGUUCCAAUGCCUUCACUAUUUCAGUGAAGAAACUGUUCCUAAUAUGUAAUCUAAGCCUCCCCUGGCAAAAUGUGAGGCCAUUUUAUUUGGUCCUGUCAUUGUUACCUGGCUAGACCUACCUUUAAGAAGUAGUUCCAGAUAUCAGCUUUACUGGAAACGGAUGAUCAGCUUGGCAUGAUGAAAUAGGACUAUAAGAUCUGUUAUAGUAAAGAAAAUGUUUUGGUUUUUUUUUAUUCUCAGAAAAGAUAAAGGAGCCGUGUCUUGAAAAAUAUUGCACACCAAAUUAGCUGGUGCAGAGCCAUAACAUUUGAGCUAAAUCCUCUGGUCAGGUGUAAAAAAAAAAAAUCAGGCGUGAAGCUUGUUUAUGCUACCAGUGAUGCCUGAAAAGUGAUGGUAGUUCUGGCUGAUGUCCUGAGAAGGGCUGACAGGGUGCACUAUGAUAUAUCUCCAUGUUUCAACACCUGGUUGAAGAGUGAGGUUGUAAAGUGGCUCUGCAGCAGGGCCAGCAUAAUUCUCUUCUUAGAAGCAGAAUGGUUAGAAGAUGUUCAUCAACACAAAUGCAUAUUUCUAUAUGAAAGGAGCUAGUCCCUUAAAAUUUUGACAAGAUAUUUAUAGAAGGUAAUUAAAUGUAGGAACAAAAAUAGGAUGUUUGUGUCAUACUCCUGGAGCAUUAUCAAUAAUGGGACUUGUUUUGUGAGUAGUUGCACAUUUCUUCAAAGGAGCAUGUGAUGCUCUCUAAUUGAAAUAUUAAUAGCAGAUAAUGACACUGUGGAAUGAUGGCCGCUUAAAUGGAAACAUACUUUAACAGCUUUUAAUCUGUGUGGUAACUGCAUAUUAAAAAUCUUUGACAAUUUUGAUGAAGAGCAAUUAUAGAGCAUGCACAAUAGCUGUUCUUCUAAGUUAACGAAUUCCCUAAAUCUCAUGAAUCUGCAGUAGAUUAAUGGGCUAUAACAUUUCAUUCAAAAUUAAGUUUUUCAUUGAAGAAUAAAAACAUUAAUUAAAUAAAUUCAAAACAGUUAGCUGUCUUUAUUGCAAAGUAGUUGUUUUCCUGUGAAAAGUUCAGUGCAUAUUUUAUGAGGAACAAUAAAGAUGAAAAUAGAAAGAAAAUCUAUGAGUGUGAGAUCACUCCAAGAUGUGUUGAAAAAAAGGAUUUUGAAAACAAAUGAGUUUUUUCCUAGUAAAGGACUGUUAUGAGACAAUUAGGAAAUUUCAGAUGUAGUAUAGUCUAGACUUUUCUGUACUUGCAUAUUCAUACUCCAUUUGAAACCCCUGACCUGCUUGUAUUAUCAAAGAAGAGAAAAAAUGAAUGAAAUUCCAUAUUUGGAACACAAAUGUUGUACCUGUCUUGAAGACAAAGUAUUCGCAUGCUCUUUGUACUUUGUCAUUCCAAGUUAGACCUGAUUUUUAAGUAGUUUCGAGUACAAAAUUGAGCUCCAUCCAGAGGCUCACGGGGCUUCAGUAAAACUAUCUUAAAAAUAUAUAAACUAAAAAACCCACAAAGUUCCAUCAGGGAUUUCUCGUGCUGGAGGUUGGGUGGUGGCCCUGGGAGGGUGGCAGCAGAGGUUGGGCAGCCUGGUGCAGCUAGGGCAUCAAGCUCGGGCACUGCCCUGCGGAGGCAGCACCUCUGGGGCUGUGCAGCUCUCAGUGUCCCCCUCACUGGCUUGCUCUGCUCCUGACAGGCCACAUGAGCUCUGCUUUCCUUGGGGCCACUGCUUUGGGCUGUACACCAAGAGGCACCUCUAGGAGUGACAAUCCACAGACAGCUGCUGCCCCGCCCCAGCUCUUCACCAGGUGUCAGCCAGACGAAGACAUAAAUGUACUGGCCAGGGGUGGGUUUGAAGGAUGUGGAAGCAGGGCAGAGAAGGAGAGGAAGGGAUGUUGAGACUAUUUUCCGUGUUUUUAUUAAGUCAGUAGCAUCUGUGUUUAAUCUCACAUUAGUGUCAAUGCUGUAAUGGCUUCUGAUUGGCUUCAACAUUUUUUAAUAAUAUGGAAAUGUGCUUUUUAGCAUUUUGUAUUUUAAUAAAUUGCAGAUAUCUCAGGGAAAUUUUUAAUACUGAUUGGUUUAUGUGCUAUGUUUCCUGUUAACUAGAUUUUUCCCAAUAUUCUCUAAUCACCUGGUACCUCUCUUCCUGAUUCUAAUUACUAGAGCUUUGUAUAUGAUAACAAGCACUUCAGUUCACAAGUGAUUGCAGUGUUUUGAAGUGAACUACUCCAGAAACUUUCAAUUGCCUUUUAAAUUCUGUAUACCAACUCGUGACUUCUGCUUACUUAUUUGAUGGAAAUACUGUCACCCUGAAGCCGUGGGAAGCAGAGGAGACUGUUUAAGUGGCAGCAGAUCAUUCUUGUUGGCUGGAAGAGGCAGAUCAGAAUGUGACCUUCAGCUGGAUGCUCUUAAGCUUGAUUGGGAUAUGGAAAUUACAUUCUCUGUCUCUGGGAAGGGAGGAGAUGCAGUUUAAACUACUCUUAAUGAUCUUUCCAAUGUUUUUUCCUUCACACACAUAUACCCCUCACAUUCCCAGAAUAUAAUAUAAUAUAAUAUAGUAAGGGAAUAUUUAAAGAAUCGACUUUCCCAAUGUAUUGGUUGCCCAACUGUAUCUCUCCAUCUGUGCUGCAAGCAAGAUGGAAUGAUUAAUUCGAUCUUUUAAUAGCAUGUGGUCAGAAUAAGAGAUGUUGGAAUUCACAAGCAGUAAAAGUAGAAGCUGUAAAGAUGAUAUUGGGUAUUGUGAAACAGUAUAUCCUGUACUAUCUAGGAAUACGAUGAUACAGUCAGUACUGUCUUGAAAAUAAAAAUUAAAAUAUUUUCUCUUUUGAAAGGUAUAGAUCAUAGUGGAAAGUAUAAAUUCGUUUCUGUUGUUUUUUUAAUUUUUCUGGUGAGAUGCUAAAAUGCAGGUGGCAAUAUUUUGCUUUUGGUUUGGAUUUCUAGUUUGGCCAUAAGUAGAUCAGUCUUUCCAGUUUGAUCAUAAGUAACGAGAUCACUCUUUUCUUCAGUUUCUGCAUAUGAAAGUGCUGAUGAAUCAUAGCAUCAUCAAAUCAUUUAGGCUGGAAAAUUCCACAACAUUUAACCCACUCUGCCAAGUCCAUGACCAAACCAUGUCCCUAAGUGCCACAUCUACAUGUUGUUUAAAUACCUCCAGGGGUGGUGACUCAACCACCACCCUGAACAGUCUGUUCAAAAGUUUGAUAACCCUUUCAGGGAAGAAAUUUUUUCCUAGUAUCUGAUCUAAACCUCCUGUGGCACAGCUUAAGGCCAUUUCCUCUUGGCACUUAUUACAUGGGAGAAAAGAUAUACCCUCUCCUUGCUAAAACGUAGAUAAGAUAUACCCCCUCCUUGCUUUCAGGUAGUUGUAGAAAGCAAUAAGGUCACCCCUGAGCCUCCUUUCCUCCAGGAUAAGCACCCCCAGCCCCCUCAGCUGCUCUACAUCUGACUUGUACUCCAGACUCUUCACCAGCUCCAUUGCCCUUACCUGGACAUACUCCAGCCCCUCAAUGUUUUCCUUGUCAUGAGGGGCUCAGAACCAAGCCAGGAUUUGAGGUGUGGUCUCAUCAGUGCUGAGCACAGAGGGACAAUGGUCCUGCUGGCCACACUAUUGCUGAUACAGUCCUGGAUGCUCAUUGGCCUUCUUGGCCAGAUGGACACACAUUGGCUCAUGUUCAGAUGCUGGCACCAGAACCACAAGGUCUUUUUCCACUGGGCAGCUUUCCAGCUGCUCUGACCCCAGCUUGUAGCACUGCAUGGGGUUGUUGUGAUCCAAACUCGGGAUCUAGAAGCUGGCCUUUUUGAAUCUCGUACCCUUUCAAUCAAUCCAGCUGGUCAAGCUCUCACUGUGUAGAGCCUUUCUGCCCUCCAUCAGUUUGACACUCCUGCCCAACUUGGUGGCAUCUGAAAACUGGCUGAAGGUGCACUCGAUCACUUCAUCCGGACCAUUGAUAAAGAUGUUAAACAGGGCUGAUGCCAAUCCUGAGCCCUGGGGAGCCUCACUUGUUACUGGCUACCAGCUAGAAGUAGCUCCAUUCACCACCACACUCUCUCCAUGGCCAUCUAGCCAGGAUUUUACAUAGCAAGCAGUAUGUCUGUCCAAGUCAUGAGCACCCAGUUUCUCCAGGAGAGUGCUGAGUUUCAGCAGAAGCUGAAUAUCUGACUUUCCACAUUUUCUGAGCUGUGGGCACUCAAAAUUAAGGUUUAUGAUGGAACCUUUCUUCCAUGCAAGGUGUGGGGACUUGCGUCCUUAGGAUUAUUUCCACAGUAUUUGAGAUCAAAUCAAGAAUAUUAGCUGUGCUUUUCUUCUUCUUCUUCUUUUUCUUCUCUUUCUACUCUUCUCUUUCUUCACCUUCUCCUCCAAUUUCACUUUCCUUUUUCCUUUUCUUUUUAUUUCCUUUUUCCUUUUCUUAACUCUGCUGGGAAAUAACCAUCAUUUACAGUUUUCUGACAUGAGGUUUCUGCUCUGCAGUCAGUUAUGACAUUUACUUAGACUGUAAUGGUGUGACAGCAGCAUCAUGCUUUGCUGAUUCAUAUUUUCUUCAGCAUUUCAAACUCACUGCCAUUACCCUGGUUUUUGGUCAAAACUGUAACCCAAAUGCUAAUUUUUCUUAGUUAGACAUGAAAUUUUAAAUCCUUAAAAAUUCUGUGCCACAUUUCAUGCAGAUAACUGUCAAGUUUUUUGAGAUAUAUUGGAUGUGGUCUUUCCUAGGGAAGACCUUUUCUGAGAUUACUCACAUUUAAUUUUGGUUUCUUUGGUUCAUUUCAUUUAUGGCUUCUUCACUGGAUUUCUGAACAUGAUUUGGAGAAAUCUACAUUUAUUUUGGACUUCAGUGAGCAGGAAAAGUAUCUUUAAAUGUCAAAUGUUUGGUUAAAAUGAAACUUUCACUGUAGGGAAAUAGCACUUGGAAAUAGGGAAUUGCACUUGGGAAGGCUUUUGUAUGCUCGGAGGUAUGUCUGAGAGCAAGGACUUGAAAUAGUUUCCUACAUCCUGGGGGAUGUAAAGCCUUGUCAGAUGCAGCUGUUUGGGAAAUCUCGGAGCCCAGACAAUCUUCAGUUCCUGGUAGAGAAUGAGAAAAUAAUUCUAAUGUCUCAAACUUUUGCAGGAUGGGAAAAUGCAUUCUGCAGCUACUAGACUAUGCAGAGCUAUUUCCAUUGCCCCUAUUUAAAUAUCCUAGGAUAAGCUUCUCUUUUUCAUCUCUCAUUUCACAAGAGGAAAAAAGUAUAAUUACAUGGUGACAUGACUUGAAAAGCAUUGGGAAGUUUUACAUAAAAUGACAUUGCCCAAGGUAUUGCAGAAUUACAGUUGCCCAGAGGGAGGGAGUAUGAGAAUAAGCAUCAGUAAAUCUGUUCAAAAGAUAAUCAGAUGCUUUUUCUUGAUUUAAAGAUACACCUGUAUAUAACUUCCCUAUCUUUAGUGUGACUGGAGUGAAAGAGAAGAAAGCCAAAGAGUAAGACUUAAUAGGUAAAUAUAUAAAAGGAAUGAAAGAUAAGCAGAGCAGAGAAUACAAAUGGAAAAAUCCCCUUUUCUAUACUUGUGAUAGUAUUUUCCCAUGUAAAAAAAGAUAUGGGUAAAUGGAGCCUUUAAAUAUAUGCAUAUGUAGGGAAGAUUAUUUUUUUCUUGGAGCUAGCAUCAUGUUUCUUCUCACGAUAUUUUUAACAAAUCCAGUAAUCUUUCAUAUGCAGGCUGUGUCUGUUCAGUGCAGUGUAAGGAAUUAGUGGGAUUUCUUAAUAUUAUUGCAACAACCAUUUUGCACUUAUUUCAGAAAACCCAAGGUUAUACUUUUGUGAAUUGCCUUUUAUGACUGAGGCUGAGACUGCUCACGUAUGGGUCGCUGUCACUGAGCUGAGUUAGUGCUGUGCCUUGUUAGUGACAGUGCUGCCCCCACAGCUCUCCAGUCCAGCCUCAUGGCAGCAGAGCCCUCCCUCCCAAGUGAAGGCAAUGCUUCAUGGCCUCAUCCAAGUCCCCUGCUGGCAUCUGUCCCAACACAAAAUGAUUGCACAGUGAAGCGAAACAUGCCAUGUGUGGUGUAACGUCAGUGGGUAGUCAGGUGCCAGAUAUUUUUGCACAAGUUUGUCAAAUGUACUAUCAGCCUUUAUCUGACAUAAUUUUUAAGACUAGUGUUUCUCCAGAAAAAACAAACAAACAAACAAAAAUCUUUCUUAAGGCAGGAAUAGCAAGAAAGUGUAAGACAAGAACUAGUGUGUGAUGGCAGGAGUUGCUUGAUGUCUGUUGGAAACUUGCAGAGUCAUAAUUUCACUAAUAUAAUUUGUAGAUGUAAGGCAACUUUUCCAUCUCUUGAUUCCUUCUCUAUCACCCCAUGCCCCUCCCAGGGAUCAAAUGCUCUCCUUUUCUACACAUUUGGUUGGGAACUUUACUCCCAAGAGCAGAUUGUGGGCAAACUUGAAUUCCUGAUUAAUUUUUAGCAGAUUUUCAUGCUACACUGUGGUAUUUUCCAUCUAACUGAUUUGUAUAAUGGUGUGUUCAAUCUAUCUAUUUGGCACUCGUAAAAAAAAUUAAAUUCAAAUAUCUUAUCUUCAGAUUAAUUUUGGCAAAAGGAACAAAGUACGCAGGAAUGGCAAACAUGGCCAGAAGUGAGAUUCAGGACUUGGGAACUGCACCCUCUCAUCUACUGUUGCUUUCUUUUACCUUAGGGCAGCUCCAUAUUUGUUAGGAUCAAAUUUCCUAAUAUCUCUGUCAAAAUCAGCCUGAACUUGUAUUGAAAAAAGCUCAUGUAUAUGCUUCACCAAACCGUUUUUCAAUGCAGCCUUAUUUCCCAUUGUCUGAGAGAAAGGCGAUUCUGAAAUGUCAAGACAAAUUCCCAAAUUAAAAGUCCUCUUUGAUUUUCUCCAUUCUCAUCCUCCUCUUUCUUGGGGAAGAGGUGGCAACAUCCAGCUUUUUUGCUGUGUAUGAUCAAUGAUCCUGAUGCAUAAGGUUUCCUGGAGGAAGAGGUUCUUCACACACAGAGUGAAGGCAGCAUAAAUCAGUUUGGAAAAUUAACAUCUAUAUAAUUUUUGAAAUCCCCAGCUAUCUUUUUCUCCAUGCAGCCCUUCUGCCAAGUCUAGCAGCAUCACAGAGUCCAAGACUAACAGUACUGAGCAUCCUAUUAGACAAAUAAAGCAAAAGCACUCAGGCUCCAGUAGAAAGAUGUAUGAAAAUGCAUCUUCCCUUGGCUCUUGUAACCAGGCAGGACUUCUUCACUUGCAAACACACCAGUCAUAUGCCCUGAAAAACAGGGCACUGAAAAUACAUGUGCAAGUGGAGAGGAAAUAUUUUUUUGAUUACUUUGGCAAUAGCUGUAGCUUACUUUUCUAGCAGUCUGUGGAUCAGUGCCUUGACUCACCCCACCAAACCAUGGUUGAUUUGCACCUGUAAGUAGCAGUGCCAGUGUCCUCACCUGGGUCCUUUUUUGGCUUUGAGGACAAUAUCACCAUGCAGAGAUUUAUGAUUGAGGUGUAUUUAAUUGCUCAGAGCUGUAUCUCUUUCUCCGAAACACCUAGAGGUGGGGGGAAGGUGAAGAGAGGGGAAAGGGGAAUUUAGCUCUUAAAAAUGACCUCAUCUUGACCAAAAAAUUUCUUCCCAUGUAUUAUUUGAAAGUCUAGCCCUUCCUUCUGCUUCUCCUUUCACACCGUGCUUUCCACACAUGCUUCUCCCUUUAUCUGCACUUAUGCUGUCUUUCCAAGAAUCACUAGAAGAAAUGCAGAUAGGUGUGUCAUGCAAAUUAAAUUUUUAGUGUAGCUUUCCACUCCCCUUCCCACUGUUAGAGAGAUGUCUUUUGACAAGUCUUGUAUUUUUGAGUGCCAAAAACUCUUGCCCUGAACAGCUGCCUUAUUUAGAGUAUUGUUAUUUUUCUUUAGUAAAAAAUAUUUCUUUCAGGACUGUAAUGCUGGCAUCAUAACUUUCAUCUUAUUAUUGCACCAGUUAAUCUUACAUAUUUUCUAAUAUGUGGAGGCUUUUUUAACUAUAGUUAGGUCUUGCUGUGGAUACUCAUGCUCCAAACUUGUGAUAUUGGACUCUAAUAAUACCUGUUGCGCUCUAGUACUUCCUCAAGGCUCCAGAGCGUGUUCAUGAGCUGAAAAAACAAGAAGGAAAAUGAGCUGUUCUGCUCAUUUGUAGUAUGACUUCUGCAUGUGUUAAAUGAGAUAUCUAGGAACAAGUCCUGUAAUGGAUUUUGGGAGCUUGUAUCUCAGCCUGCUGUGAAGGGGUUGUCAUCUUGCCUGUAAAUGUUAUCACUUCAUCCCUGUAAGCAAGCUGGCAUGCUUAUCGAAAAGCUAAACAAAUGUUAUAAAUUUAAGCAGCCUUAAGUUUGGUUGUUUUUUUAAAGUUGUUUUCAUUGGCGAUUAAAAAAAAUCAUAAGUCUGGCUCAGCAGAUGUUUGCUGCUAACUCUGAAGAAAUGUCACUUGUUCCUGUGUUGACAGUGUCAGGAAGGGGUGAGUAAACAGAUUAUCUCCUUAGCUGGCUGAGCACUCUGCUUCUCUAGUAGGCAUAUCUGCCAGCUCCCCUCCUUUUGUGUAAUUUGCUGCCUUGCUGCACUUUGGCUAUUUGUCCAGGCUCUCUGGAUAUACCUUGGCUGGAGUUACAACACUGGUUGGGUUCCCAGGUGUUCAGGCAGCCCAGACAAAUUUCUGCUGAUGUGUGGGAGCUCUGCUGCCUAGUGGAAAUGUCUACUUUACGGGGCAUAGGCUGAGUGUGCAUUCCCCUGAAAUACAGGGAUGGCACUUCUGUGAGCUUCUAGAACUGGUGAGUUGUUGUUUGCUGUUUCACUGGCAUGCAGCAUUUCAGGCUCUGUGUGUGUCUUGCGCAUCGGUUAAACAAGAAACUUAUGUGUGCUGGGGUUUUGCUGUGCUUUUGUGAGCAGUUGUUACCAGUCAGAUUCCCUGUCAGUGCCUGCGUGGGAGCCUUAUUAAAUUAGGUCUUCCCCUGGCUUCUGAAAUCUUUACAGCCUGCUGUUCCACUAAUAGCAUCUUGAGAUACCUAUGAGUUUGUAGGGCAAAGGACACAUUUCCAUGGUUUGGUUUCUCCUGCUGUUCUGGUUCUUCAACACCUUUCUCUUCCCAUGAGUAACUCCAGGGCCAGCCUCUCCGAUACCUCCAUUUCCUCAUGAUUCUUAACAAAACCUGGGAGGCUUGUCGCCUGUCUGAUGCAAAACUCCAGCUGUGUUUGGAAACAAAUGCUGUCCCUGGACAGAUAAGUCUCCCUUACACAAUGCAUCCAGCCAUCCAAGGUACAUUGGACCCGUUGGCCGUGUGCCGGUGGACCUUCAUAUGUGCAUGCCACUUGUUCCUCAGCAGAAGGCCGGAUGGUCUCAACUGCUGAAACCAGCAGGAUGCCUUUUCACAGAAGGACUAGUCAGGCUGGUUGCCACCUACCUGCUUUCCAGCCUUAAAGGCCUUCAAUCUUGAUUGCAUAUUGAUGUUCGUUAGGAAAGUGAUUGGAAGCAGAAAAGAUUUUGGUGUGCAAAUUUGGGAAGAAAAUUUGCAUUAGAAAAAUCAUUUGUGCAGGCUCAGGACACGCUUGAGGCACGCACAGUUUGACUGGCUUAUCUGUCAGGAUUUGAGUACAUAAAUUGUCUCAUGUUGGGAUAGUCCUAGAGUGAUGUUUGAAUCCAGACCCUGUUUGUCUGGUUUCUGCCAAACCAGAAUUUUACGGAGAUGUUUCUGUAAGGCACACAAAAAAAGCUGUUCCUAAAAUCUGCAUGGGUUCCCCAGCAGUUUACUGAUUGCCUCUCUGGUGGAAAAUUAAUUAUUUUUCUACAUCUGCUUAAUGGCUAUUAUCUCAACAUCGCCACAGUAUAAAUCAGAGAAAAAGAGUCAGAAUAUUUUGCAAUAGGAAAAACUACUCAAUAAUUCUGUGGUACACUAAGCUAUAUGAUUUCUUUAAUCCAUCUAGAAGAACUUGAUCGUGCCUUGUCCUGUGGUGUUAGAUGAGGACUGGAAAUUACAGUUUGCCUUCUUUUCUCACUCGGUGUUGCUAUACAGGAAUGGCUCCAAACUUGGAUCUUGUUAUUCAGUCAUGAAAUUAAAUAUUCAUUGUUAGUUCUUUUUAUUUUGUUUCCAUCUGUGCUUCUGCCAGUUACCUUCAGGCCUAAUAUUUGCAUGUAAAUUAUUCAGUUAUAGGAGGAAUGAAAAAAACCAAAAAACUGUUGAGAUUUGUCUGUAGGGAUCUCUCCAGCACAAAUACCACCAAAGUUCCUGCACUAUGUGGCCAGUUUGCAAGGUGCAGGCAGGUCCCAGCAUGGCACCUCACAGGUGGACACUGACCAACUUUUUGUAUGCCUUCAGCUGUGCUCAAAUCUUGCCUGAUAAGUACAAGUUACUGAUUUGGACAAUCUAAAUUCUACCCUUGGCCUUCAAGAUCUUAAAAAGAACGAUAAUGAGGAAGUUAAUAGAAAGAAAUUAUAUUUUAAUAUCCAUAUGACACAUAAUGUGCCACAAUGCAGAUACUGGAUUAGUAAGGUAGAAGAUGGAACUUUGUAAAAAUUUGAUGCAAUUUGAUUUAAACAAACUUCCAAUACUUUUUUCUUCCUUUUUCCCUUGGCCUCAAGCACAAUGUACUGUAAAGUUUUCAGAAUACCAAAGCAAGCUAUUCUCAAGGGAAGCUCUUCUGAGAUUUGCAUUGUCCAUGUUCACAUGAUGUCUUUCUGAAAAAAAAAAAAAGAAAAAGUUUAAUGCUUUUGUUUUGAUUUGGCUACUUCAAUGACCGUCAUCCCCGCUCCAGGGCUGCGAUUUUGCUGUCAGGAAAUGGCCAUUGCUAUGGAACUGGUCAUUGAUAUGGGUCUGCAGACUGUCUUAUUUCUCUGUGGUUUUGGCAGUUGCAGGGGCAUCCUGACAGCCCUGCUUUAGAGUCCCUUGAAAAAUUAGUAUUUUUUAAAAUUACAGAAUUGCCUUACAUUCUUUGUAGUAUUGAAUUUGUGUGAGGAUAUCUAUGUACAUGGAAUUUAUUUCUGAUUAAGGACAAGUAUAUUUAAAAGGAAAAUAUUUUUAAAUAGCCUCAUCUUAGGACAUAAUAAAUCUUCCUUAUUUUCCUGUUUUAGGGUUAUCCACUUGCAAGGUAAACAGGCUUAUAUCGUCCCGAUACGUUGGAAUGCAGGCAGAACCUGCAGCUUGAGAGGAGCUUCUCUCAGCCACUGGUGUGAUAAAGAACCACCUAAGGACUGCAGGCUGGUUUCUUUGAACCCAAAGGGAAAUUAACAGCUACUGCUUGGUCAGGGGAUUUCAUUAGCACUGGGCUGUACUGUUCUCAUGUCCCACGGAGAUACCACUGGCAUUAUUCCUCUGAACUUGAGAUCAGUAUGUACCUCCUUACCAGGAGCAGAGGGAGAGAGAGAACUGGGGUGGUUUAAAGGAGUUGCAAGAAGUGCCAGAGGGAACCUCUCUGGGCAUUGCAAAGCCAGUGGGUCUCCACUGCCUCUGCCUGGGGGGCUGUGAGGCUCCAGCUGCACUCAGCUCAACCUCUCACACAAAAUAAACUAGUAUCUGCUGAAAACCACGCUGAGCCCAGGUCUGCUUUGAAAAUUUCAUGCUGAGUUUCAUCACUGAAGUGGUGUUUUAACACUGAAAAUUGGGUGUACUGCAAAUUCCACAUGGAGUUCUGUAGGGAACAGGGCACUAAUAAACUGCCUUUCACUGGAGUUGCCCCUGGAUAUACACAGAGCCUGUAUUUGAUCUUGGCCACUUUUGCUGAAAUAAAUAGUAGUUGUGAAUCAUUUAAAUGGAGAUUGAUUUUACAUUAAGACAUCUAACUUGAUGGAAACGGUACAUAUUUUUUAAAUUAAUAACAAUUAAGAAUUAAUUGAGGAGUUUGUUUUUGUCCUGUCCCUCUCUCCUCCCCAGUGUAUUUCAGAUUUUCUCUUUGCAUUUCCCACUUUGACUGAAGUGAGUGGAUAGACUGAGUUUUGCCAUGAAGUGUUGUGUCUAUACAAAACCAUGUUAUGUGGAAGCUGUACCUACUGGAAAUAAAACAGAUAAUGACCCCUUA
Molecule: messenger RNA, 27051 nt
Organism: Taeniopygia guttata (zebra finch)
Lineage: Eukaryota; Metazoa; Chordata; Aves; Passeriformes; Estrildidae
Gene: ZBED1
Product: zinc finger BED-type containing 1
Biological process (GO): regulation of transcription by RNA polymerase II
Cellular component (GO): nucleus
Molecular function (GO): protein dimerization activity; DNA binding
Source: RefSeq, a predicted model, not a curated record